UAACUUUUAAAUUAGAUAACGUGCGGUGGCGAGUGUGAGAAUACAGUGAUGGUUAACAAUUUUUUUUAUACACGUUUUAAUACAUUUUUCUUUUGGCGUGAACAUUCUAUCAUCGAACGCUUGCAUAUCCUCGGUUGCUGUGGGCAUGAUAAGCAGUUGAAUUAGUGACGGAUUUUUUUUUUUUAAACUCCAUUUCUCGGCCACGAUGGUGAAAAUCGUAGUGAACGCAAAGCAGUUACCCAUCAAGGCGCACUAUUUCUUUUUUAUGGCAGCGAUGGGCCCAAUCCUGCCUUUUCUGCCGGUCUACGGCAAACAACUGGGCGUCUCACCUUUCGUGAUGGGCAUAAUAACGGCAGUCCUACCUUUGCUGUUUUUCCUCGCAAAACCGAGCUUUGGCUUCAUAGUCGACAGAUACCGUACUCACAGGCGUGCCAUCUUUAUAGCUCUCCUGGCAUCUACAAGCGCCUGUUACGUGCUCAUGUACUUUUUGCCGGCUUUGCCGGUACUACCCGCUCAACGUGCCUCUGCAAAUUCUAGUUUUUCUGAAAUAGACACCCCCGUGGCCGAGAACAACUGCGUUUAUAAAUCCAUGGCCUUCUGGGGUUUCGUCCUGCUAAUGUCCUUGGGAAACAUUGGAUUCAACGUCAGCAACUGUAUCAGUGACGCGAUAUGUUUCGACGUAUUGGGUACGGGUGGCGAGAUGAGCUACGGCAGACAACGAGUGUGGGGUUCUGUGGGGUUUGGACUGACCGCUUUCAUGGCAGGCUACGCAAUGGACUGGUGGUCACGUGCCGAUACCGUCAAGUCUUACACACCCGCGUUCAUUCUCAUCUCCGUCUUUACGUGCAUCGAUCUUUUGUGCUGCUCUAAAUUGGAGUUGCCGAAGAUGACGAGUCCAGAAUCAAUUUUGAAAGACGUGCUUGGCUUGCUCAAAGUAAAGCCCGUGGCAAUUUUCAUCUUUUUCGCGACGAUAGUCGGCAUCGUGGACAGCUUCAUAAUAUAUUUCCUCUUUUGGUAUAUUGAGGAUCUCGCAAUGAUAAGUGGCCACAUGGACGACAUCAAAAUGAUCGAAGGACUGACGGUCUUUGCCGAAACUCUGGGAGGGGAAGUUUUGUUUUUCACGUUGUCCGGCAAAAUCCUGAAAAAAAUCGGCUACGGGUGCAGCUUCAUAUUCUGCUUCGCCUGUUACGCUUUGAGGCUGGGCCUCAUUUCACUGGCCCCGAACCCCUGGUGGAUCGUGCUGAGCGAAUUUUUCAUGCAGGGCCCGAGCUACGCGCUCUGCUACACCACGAUCGUGGCUUACGCGAGCGUCGUCGCGCCCAGUGGCACUUCGGCCACUGUGCAGGGUAUCGUCGCCGGUAUGGACGACGGUCUUGGUUUUGCGAUCGGUAGUUUGAUCGGUGGUCUACUGUACAAGCAAUUCGGCGGAAUUUUCACCUUGAAGAUUUACUCGGGUCUUGCUUUGGUUACCUCGAUUGCUUACACGAUAAUCCAUCUCGCUUACUUGAGGCGAGUGAUGCCGGAGACCGAUACACGAAAGAAUAUUGAAUGGAAAAGCCCGAACGAGGCGGUAAUUAGUUGUGACGGUCCAGACGAAAAACAAUGAUGCACGACCUAAUUUGCACAACUGUGUGACAUUGUGAUAUUGUUAUUCAUAUAUAUAUAUUUAUCAAGACUCUAUGGCUAUGUUUUAUAAUGUGCCAUCGUACAUAAAAACAACAUUUUGUCCGUUAGUAAUAACUUUUCA
This is a messenger RNA of Copidosoma floridanum, 1747 nucleotides long. RefSeq names its product major facilitator superfamily domain-containing protein 6. NCBI's taxonomy places the organism in Eukaryota, Metazoa, Arthropoda, Insecta, Hymenoptera, Encyrtidae. The record is from RefSeq and is a predicted model, not a curated record. Gene Ontology annotation, cellular component: membrane.